AUGGCAAGCGCUUUCACCAGACUCUUUUCGCCCUCUCAUCGCAAGAGAGCCUCCAGCUCCUCCUCUUCACGUCGUCAGGAAUCCACCCGCACGCGCUUCCCUACCUCGUCCACCUUUGAUCUCAGGCACUCAAUCCCCGAAGAAUCAUUCUCAGCAACUGAUCCUGCCUUUCCCAGCUCAGCCUCGGUCACAAAGCUCACCGUCGACCAUCUCAACCAUCACCUCUCGGCGCCUAUCAGCGAUGCCACUCUGCGUCGCAGAUCCUUGGCCAUCGAUGCCACCCACGCAAACAGCACGCUCCGUCCGAGCCUCCCUCGUUCCUUUAGCGCUCUCGACAUUACCUCGCCACUAGAUCCCAGCAUCAACGCAAACUCCGCCUUCACGCCUCCCUCGAGCCAGCCUCCGUCACCACCUCCAGUAGAUGACGACGACGACUUUGAUUCAAAUCCCCUGUACCUGCACCUCUCUGAGCACCCUCAGCUCGCCAACGAUUGGAGCAUCGCAAGCCUCGCCCUCAUACCACUAGCUCGCACCAUCACCUCACAUCACGCCAUCACUCAAGAUGACCUCCAGGAUCCCCAUUUCAUCGCCCUCCAUGCCUUUGCGCCUUCCAGGCUGUACAAGGACCAGUUCGUCUCCGUUCGCUCCCUCAAACAUUCCAAAAGCUCGCCAUCAGCCACCACAUUCCCAAACGAUGGCUAUGACUGGGCUCACGUCACCCUCACUGCUACCUUGGACUCAGAUCAACGGUCUCUCACCAUCACAGAGACCACGCACGCACCUCGUCCAUCCUCUCAAAUCCUUUCUCUCUCCACCGAUUCUGCAUCAGCAGCCCUCCGCUCGGCUUCCACCAUCAAGAGAAAGGUGACCAUCGUGUCCGAGACAACCAUCUACCGCACUUUGCCUACGCCUCGUCCUGCCACCGCGUCGCCAGACCAAUCAGCUUUUCAGGUCACAAGUCGUUCUCACCCACCAUCAUCGGAUGCACCACCCCUCAGUACCAAAGUGCGCGUCCUUUCGGUAGAUCUACCCAUCGUACAACGUCGAGCACAAGGCGCUGGCGCCGACAGCUCCUAUCAAGCCUCGCAUCAACACGCACCGCCCCCUUUGGACUCAACCGAAGACGAGCUGCACGCCUCGAUUUCGGACCUCAUCCUCGAGCACGUUCCACCAAAGCGUCUUUUCGCCCAUGAUCUGUCCCUCUUGGCCCAACCCUCGGUCGGCUCGACUCAGCUCGCCGAAGCGCUCACCAAUGCCUUUCAGGUACUCUUCUCAGCAGCGCAUCAGUUUUCGGCCUCCUUUGUCUACGUCAAGGGUUUCGACAGCUACAAUGCCCACCGCAUCCGUCGCGGCAUCUGGUUCAAGGCUUGGAAAGCUUUUGAAGAGCGUCUCGGCUCCGAUCAUAUUGCUCGUCUCAGCGUCGAGGCUUUUCAUCGCAUCAAGUCCCUGCUCGAGAACAUCGUCAUGGGUCUAGUUCACUCCAAAAUGUAUGGUCCCAUCCAGGACCAGCUGAUGGAUGCUGACCUCGUCACCGACGAUGUCCUCUGUGCUUACAAUGCGUUCAACGUCACCCUCGCUGAUUUCGGCGUACAAAACGUCGCUCUCAGGCAACGGCCCGCUCGACUAGCCACUGCCAUCGACGUCCUCAGUCAAGGUCUUGACGACGAUGGUGGCACCCAGCUCGACGACGCCCUCGCCCAAGGCGAUAUGCAGCUGCUCACUGCCAUCCUGAAUCGCCCAGCUCUUUCACCCAUCCCCGUCGUCGCCCAAUCAGCUUCUCUCGACCAAAUCCAAAUCCAGUCCGACCUAGGUCUUGCCAUACUUCCUCAUCGCCAUCUGAAUCAUGGCACUUCGCACGGAGAGCUUCAUCGGCGCACGCCUCUUCAGAUUUUGCAGACGCUUCGAGCCACUAUCGACGAGAUUGGCUGGGCCGCCGAUCGUCAUCCCACCUCUUCCGGCCGCCGCGCAUCUUCUUCGCACGAAAGGCCACCGCCCUUGGGAACCGACGAUCUGUUGCCCAUUUUGAGUUUCGUCUUUGUGCGUGCGAGACCUGGUCGACUGUGCAGUAUGCUUUACUAUGCACGCACAUUUCAGCUCACCGACACCGCCACCUCGCCCGAACUGCAGUGGGCGCUCAUCACCUGCGACGCCGUCGUUGCCUACCUCAGGACCGAUCCGCUUCGACUGUGUAGGCGCAGCUCAAGCGGAAGCAUUGUUGCCGAUCCUUCGCGCAAAGGUUCGCGCUCACACUCGGGCGCGCAGCCGGGUGUCGUGAGCGCCAACGACAGCCUCUCGGUGCGGUCCAUGUCGUCUCGUUCUCAUCAGGGGUCCGCAGCUGCCUCGACAUUGCAAGCGGCCACGCUCAUGGCUCGCUCUCCCUCCGCAGUCGACGGCGCUGGAUUCGUACAAGCAGCCUCACCGCGCUCACCCCACUCGCCACGUUCGCCACGUUCAACAUCUCCCUCAGCUGAGGCCUCUAAUGACCAUUUGGCUGCGAGCAGCAGCAACUCGUACUUUUUUCGCCACGCCGACGUAUCAACAGAACACGUCGCGCAUGCCACAUCUGAAGCGAGUCCGCGGCUCCAUGCCGAAGGCUUCAAAUUGCCAGGUCUGCCGGCGAGCGUCUCUUCGCGCCGAAACAGCCGCAUCUUACAGCAGCGGCCUACUUCGGUUUUUUCGCUGAGCGAGGACGGAGAUGCCAUCAGUCUUUUGCCGGACACCUCGCUCGACGCGUUGGAACGGCGCUCAUCGCUGGCAACCUCUCAAAGCCCUAGUCGUCGGCUCACGACGCGCGAUCGGACGUUUUCUUCGUCAUCGAGCUCGACGUCGCACAACGAUGUCCAGAUUCGACCGCAGAUUGUGCGUACCAUCAAGCGCUCGCAGGCGGGCAACAUCUGUACCAUCAAUCGUCUCGAACGUACGAGCAGCAAUGGCAGCACGGCCAGCAGCAGCCAGAUCCACGUCCGUGUCGUGGGUUCUUCGUCGACGCGACCGGUUGAGACCAGUACGGCCAACGAACCUGCAGUGCUGGCCAAUGCGUCUCCGGCUCGAUCGGACCGACGACGUAGCUUUGACUCCUGGACGGCAUUUUCUCUGUUUUCGUCAAGCGCACUUUGCGGUGCGUCGGCGAAUGUGGCGACCGAGGAGACGAGUUCGAUAGAUGUGCAGGAUGUGGCGGAUGUGGCGCAUGCUUCGACUUUGUCUGACGGGCAUGGAAACGGAAAGGUUAGCGAGCAUGCCACGCACGUAUCGCGAGGCUCCGUGGGGUCAGCAGAGACCGGCACGUCGUCGGGAUGGCUGUAUUGGCGGACGGAAUUGAACGGUGCGAGCCGACGCAGUUCGGUGUCGGCUCAUGCGAAAGGCGCUUCGUUGCGGGGGGAGGGUGAUGGAGCCCCGGGCGCCAAGACGGUAGCUGUCGAGUCGGAUGAUGCCAACUGUCAACCGGAAGGCGUGGAAACGCCAGAGGUUGCGUUUCGACGCUCGGAGCGCGCAGCAUCGGUUCGGCCGAGUGCGUCGCGCGCAUCGCGCGCGUCAGGAUCGGAUUUCGGCGCGCCUGGACAGUGGGCGUCAACGGAGGCGAGCGCGACCGGUUCGGUGUCGUCUCGACGCGCGAGUGUGCAACGCGGCCAGUAUAGGGGCCGACUGUUGUCGACGUCAGCCGCGUUAGCUGUAUCAGCAGUGCCAUUGGCACCGCACGUGGAUCGAAGCGGUAUGUCGACAGCUGAUCUGACGCGACCGACGGCGAACGCGCAGAGCAUCGGCUCGUUGAACGCGUUCAAGGCCAGCUUACAUACCGCCUCGUUCGUCGUUACUCGUCGCGAUCAGGCCACUGACAACACACACGAUCACAUCCCGGAUAUGAUCGCUUACGGCACCCCUAAGCUCAACACCACACAUACACCCUUGCACAACCCUAUUCUCACCGCGUUCUCUCCCGCCCCAGACUCAUCUUCCCCAUCACAAUCUCACGCCAAUUCUCACACACAUCCAUGCACCGCUCCCUCCCAUCCUUAG
Molecule: messenger RNA, 4014 nt
Organism: Mycosarcoma maydis (corn smut)
Lineage: Eukaryota; Fungi; Basidiomycota; Ustilaginomycetes; Ustilaginales
Exons: 1
Coding region: 1-4014 (1337 amino acids)
Biological process (GO): early endosome to late endosome transport
Cellular component (GO): plasma membrane; early endosome; late endosome
Molecular function (GO): guanyl-nucleotide exchange factor activity; SNARE binding
Source: RefSeq, a predicted model, not a curated record